This is a messenger RNA of Punica granatum (pomegranate), 1843 nucleotides long. Lineage: Eukaryota; Viridiplantae; Streptophyta; Magnoliopsida; Myrtales; Lythraceae. The record is from RefSeq and is a predicted model, not a curated record.
GAACGGCGCCGGGGUGGGUUUUAAUUCAUUUCAUCAAAUUUCCACUUGCCGCCGGCCUUCUCUCCAGCGAUACAUAUUUGCUUCCAAAAGAAGAAUCCGACCCCUCUCUCUUUCCCUCCUCUUCGCGCUCUCUCUGUAUCUGCCAUGGCGUUCCCUUACAUGGAAGCUGUUGUUGGUUUUAUGAUCCUAAUGUACCUAUUCGAAACUUAUCUCGACUUGCGACAACACGCUGCUCUGAAACUCCCAAAACUUCCAAAAACUUUGGAAGGAGUAAUCAGCCAAGAAAAGUUUGAGAAGUCACGAGCUUAUAGUCUUGAUAAAAGCAACUUCCACUUUGUCCAUGAGUUUGUGGCCAUAUUGAUGGACUCGGCAAUUCUGUUCUUCGGCAUAUUGCCUUGGUUUUGGAAGAAAUCUGCGGAUUUUCUGGUGCUGACUGGACUUGAUGCAGAAAACGAAAUACUGCAUACUCUUGCAUUUUUGGCUGGUGUGAUGAUUUGGUCACAGAUUACUGAUUUGCCAUUUUCUCUUUACUCAACAUUUGUUAUUGAGGCUCGCCAUGGUUUCAACAAACAAACAGUAUGGUUAUUCUUCAGGGACAUGUUGAAAUCCGUUCUUCUUUCUGGUAUAAUUGGUCCACCUGUUGUGUCUGCAAUUAUCAUUAUAGUGCAGAAAGGGGGUCCUUAUCUCGCCAUCUACCUCUGGGCAUUUACCUUUGUUCUCUCCCUUGUGAUGAUGACAUUGUAUCCCAUUUUAAUAGCUCCACUUUUCAACAAAUUCACACCACUUCCAGAAGGAGAGCUAAGGGAGAAGAUUGAAAAGCUUGCUGCCUCGCUAAAAUUUCCUUUGAAGAAGUUGUUUGUUGUUGAUGGAUCCACCAGGUCAAGCCACAGCAAUGCCUAUAUGUAUGGGUUCUUCAAGAACAAGCGCAUUGUCCUCUACGAUACUUUGAUUCAGCAGUGCAGGAAUGACGAGGAAAUUGUUGCUGUGAUUGCUCAUGAACUGGGACAUUGGAAGCUUAAUCAUACUAUGUAUUCCUUCAUUGCAGUGCAGAUUCUCACAUUUUUACAAUUUGGAGGGUAUACACUUGUGAGGAACUCAACUGAUCUCUUUCGAAGCUUUGGAUUCAACACACAGCCUGUGCUCAUUGGGCUCAUCAUUUUUCAGCACACUGUGAUACCUCUCCAACACCUGGUGAGUUUCGGCCUGAAUCUUGUGAGCCGAUCUUUUGAAUUUCAGGCUGAUGGAUUUGCUAAGAAGCUGGGUUAUGCUGCUGCUCUUCGUGCUGGCCUAGUGAAACUGCAGGAAGAGAAUUUGUCUGCUAUGAACACGGAUCCUUGGUACUCAGCCUACCACUACUCUCACCCUCCGCUGGUCGAGAGAUUGGCAGCUCUUGAUAAGCCCGAUAAGAAGGUAGAUUGAAGUCCACGGCAGCGUAUGGAAGAGGAUAUGACAUAUUUCCCUUCACUGGAGUUGAUGAUGCUCCUGUGGUUAAGAGAGUUGUAGUAAAAUACGAUUUUAGCUUUGUAGAGAGAACCUGUACGAGCUCUCUCUCUCUCUCUCUCUCUCUCUCUCUCUGUGUCUCAGUUUUACCUUCUUUGGGGCAAAAAAAGAAAGUAAAAACCUUGGGAGUUUACAAAUUUAGAGGCAGGUAAGUCCGGCAAACAACUCAAAUUGAUUAGAAGAGGACCAUGAAAUCUAACUGAAUGAAGAACUGUAAGUUGAGUUGUUACUCUGAUGAGCUUCAUUCAUGAUCACAUAUCCCAAGGAGCUUCUAGCUCAUAGAAUUCUGAGAGAUUCAGAGUAUGAGUUGGCGCCUCCCUGAUGCCUCGUAUUGAUUUCUGAA